UGGCACAAGCAUAAAGCAUGGCCUCCAUUCAGUGUCUUCUACCCCUCUCUGCCAAUCCUUCCACUGGCCUCCAUUCAGUGUCUUCCAUCCCUCUCUGUUAAUCCCUUCACUGGCCUCCAUUCAGUGUCCUCUACCCCUCUCUGCCAAUCCCUCCACUGGCCUCCAUUCAGUGUCCUCCAUCCCUCUCUGUCAAUCCCUCCACUGGUCUCCAUUCAGUGUCUGCCACCCCUCUCUGCCAAUCCCUCCACUGGCCUCCAUUCAUGUCCUCCAUCCCUCUCUGCCAAUCCCUCCACUGGCCUCCAUUCAGUGUCCUCCAUCCCUCUCUGCCAAUCCCUCCACUGGUCUCCAUUC
Molecule: messenger RNA, 351 nt
Organism: Staurois parvus
Lineage: Eukaryota; Metazoa; Chordata; Amphibia; Anura; Ranidae
Source: the annotation of a GenBank genome assembly